This is a messenger RNA of Aureococcus anophagefferens, 2355 nucleotides long. RefSeq names its product putative proton translocating inorganic pyrophosphatase (gene VPP3). The transcript has a single exon. Gene Ontology annotation, biological process: proton transmembrane transport. Gene Ontology annotation, molecular function: diphosphate hydrolysis-driven proton transmembrane transporter activity; inorganic diphosphate phosphatase activity. Gene Ontology annotation, cellular component: membrane. The record is from RefSeq and is a predicted model, not a curated record. Bases 1 to 2355 code for a protein of 784 amino acids. NCBI's taxonomy places the organism in Eukaryota, Pelagophyceae, Pelagomonadales, Pelagomonadaceae.
AUGGCCAACCCCACGGGCGCGGGCGUCGGCCGGCCGCUCGUCGACAAGUACGGCGCGAUGGUCAAGGCCGGCGCCAAGGCCUUCCUCGUCGAGGAGUACAAGUGGCUCUUCGUCUUCGUCGUCGUCCUCGGCCUCAUCCUCCUCCUCCUCUUCACCAUCGAGGAGCAGACGACCAAGUCCGACGGCGUGCGCACGGCGUUCGCGUUCUUCCUGGGCGCGGCGCUGUCCGCGUCCGCGGGCUGGCUCGGCAUGAUGGUCGCCACGGACGGCAACACGCGCACGACGGCGGCCUGCGCGGGCAAGGAGGUCGUCGACGCCAAGACGGGCGAGGUCACGGGCACGGGCACGCUCAACGACGGCUUGCGCGUCGCGUUCACGGCCGGCGCGGUCAUGGGCUUCGUCGUCGUCGGCCUGGGGCUGCUGGGCGUCGGGUCGGCGUUCCUCGUCGUCGCCGUCAACUACUCCAAGGCCGAGGCGCUCCAGGUGCUCGCGGGCUUCGGCUUCGGCGCGUCGAGCAUCGCGCUCUUCGCGCGCGUCGCCGGCGGCAUCUACACCAAGGCCGCGGACGUCGGCGCGGACCUCGUGGGCAAGGUCGAGGCGGGCAUCGACGAGGACGACCCGCACAACCCCGCCGUCAUCGCGGACAACGUCGGCGACAACGUCGGCGACGUCGCGGGCAUGGGCGCGGACCUCUUCGAAUCCUACGUCGGCUCGAUCAUCGCGGCCGCGACGCUCGCGCCGCGCGACUGCGAGGUCGCGCUGCCCUUCUGGCUCGCCGGCGCGGGCGUGCUCGCGUCGCUCAUCGGCACCUUCGCCGUGUCGACGAAGGAGAAGGGCGAGGGCUGGAACUCGAAUCUAGGCGCGCUCAUGUGGGCGCUCGAGAAGGGCACGUUCCUCGCGGGCGCGACGUUCCUCGGCCUCGCGGCGGCGUGCUGCCACUACCUCGGCGGGCUGUGGGGGUCCUACCUCUGCGUCAUCAUCGGCCUGGCGACGGGCGUCGUCAUCGGCAAGCUCACGGAGUACUUCACGUCCUUCGACUUCGCGCCGGUCCAGUCGAUCAAGGCGCGCGGGUCCACGGGCCCGGCGACGGUGGUCAUCCAGGGCCUGGGCGUGGGCAUGCUCUCCUGCGUGCCGACGAUUUUUGUGCUGGUCGCGGCGAUCCUGGGCUGCGCGGCCAUCAAGGGCGAGUACGGCAUCGCGAUCGCCGCCGUCGGCAUGCUCGCGACGCUCGGCAUCACGCUCGCGACGGACGCGUACGGCCCCGUGGCGGACAACGCGGGCGGCCUCGCGGAGAUGGACCCGGCGAUCCCCGACAGCGUGCGCCAGAUCACGGACUCGCUCGACGCGCUCGGCAACACGACGGCCGCGACGGGCAAGGGCUUCGCGAUCGGCUCCGCGGUGCUCACGUCGCUGUCGCUCCUCGCGGCCUUCAAGAACCAGGCGGGUUUGGACGACGCCCAGCUCGCGGUGACGGACCCCUACGUGCUCUCCGGCGCGCUCUUCGGGGCCAUGCUGCCCUACAUGUUCGCCGCGCUGACGAUGAUCUCCGUCGGCAAGGCGGCCGCGGAGAUCAUCUGCGAGGUCCGCGACCAGUUCCACAACCGGCCGGACCUCGUCGCCGCCGACGGCAAGACGACGCUCCGCGACUGCAUCAUGAUGGCGUCGAACGGCGAGAAGAUCCCGCCGGAGAUGGACGUCGCGCCCGACAGCAACAAGUGCGUCGAGAUCUCGACGCGGUCGUCCGUGCGCGAGAUGGUCGCGCCGGGCGCCUACGCGAUCCUCGCGCCCCUCUUCGUCGGCUUCCUCGUCGGCCCGGCCUGCCUCGUGGGCAUGCUCUCCGGCGCGAUCUGCUCCGGCGCCAUGGUCGCGAUCAUGAUGUCGAACGCGGGCGGCGCGUGGGACAACUCGAAGAAGUUCUGCGAGAAGGACGGCACCAAGGGCCUGUCGAAGAAGAAGAACGCCGACGGCUCCCACAAGUUCCCGGCGAAGAAAGCCCACUACGACGCCUGCGUCGUCGGCGACACCGUCGGCGACCCGUUCAAGGACACGUCGGGCCCCGCGCUCAACAUCCUCAUCAAGCUCAUGUCCAUGGUGUCGCUCACCGUCGCGCCCCUCCUCAAGGCCUACCACAAGAACUGGGACCACUACCACUGGGGCUUCAUCCCCUUCGGCCUCUUCGUCAUCGUCACCUACGCGCUCGUGAAGAACAACAUCCUCACGUGGCAGGACCCCAUCCAGGCCCUCCUCGAGAAGGGCGCCGACCAGGCGGACGAGGAGACGGGCGCGCUCCUGCCCCCGAAGGAGGUCGAGCUCCCGGAGAAGACGGGCCCCGAGCAGGUCGCCGUCGUCGCCUAG